This is a messenger RNA of Danio rerio (zebrafish), 5269 nucleotides long. It is a transcript of the gene mfge8b, whose product is annotated as milk fat globule EGF and factor V/VIII domain containing b. Gene Ontology annotation, biological process: animal gross anatomical part developmental process; system development. The record is from RefSeq and is marked provisional. Gene Ontology annotation, molecular function: calcium ion binding. NCBI's taxonomy places the organism in Eukaryota, Metazoa, Chordata, Actinopteri, Cypriniformes, Danionidae.
CACACCGAACGACUCUUGAGACCCACGAGAAGUUCAUUGAAGAACUACAUUUCGACACAAUGAGAACUUUAUCACGCUUGUUUGCUAGUUUCCCACUUCUUGCGGCGUGUUUUCUGGCUGUUUCUGUCUCCACAGCGAGCGCUGACUUCUGCAAAGUAAAUGUGUGUUUGAAUGGAGGUACCUGUGUGUCUGGAGCAGAAAAAGAUUCCUACAUCUGCAUUUGUGCUGACGGCUUCACUGGAAACACCUGCAACGAGACUCAGAUUGGCCCCUGCAACCCAAACCCCUGUAAAAAUGAUGGCGUGUGCGAGAUCAUCUCCAACUCUCGACGAGGAGACGUUUUCAGCGAAUACAUCUGCAAGUGUCCAGUGGGCUUCGAGGGAAUCCACUGUCAAAACAAUGUGAAUGACUGUGCGGGUCAGCCCUGUCUAAACGGAGGCACCUGUCAAGAUCUUGAUGGGGACUUCAACUGUAAAUGUCCCUCGCCCUAUGUUGGAAAACACUGCAAUCUGCGAUGCAUCUCUCUGCUGGGAAUGGAAGGAGGAGGAAUUGCUGAGUCUCAGAUCUCUGCAUCUUCAGUGUACUAUGGCAUUCUGGGACUGCAGCGAUGGGGACCCGAGUUGGCUCGGCUUAAUAACAAGGGACUUGUUAAUGCUUGGACCUCUGCAACGCAUGACAAAAACCCCUGGAUUGAGGUCAACCUGCAGAGGAAGAUGCGCUUCACUGGCAUCAUUACCCAGGGUGCCAGUCGCAUGGGCACAGCCGAGUUCAUCAAAGCCUUCAAGGUGGCGUCCAGUUUGGAUGGAAGAACCUACACCAUGUACAGACCUGAGGGCCAGAGCAAAGAUAUGAUUUUUGUUGGUAACAUGGACAAUGAUGGGACAAAGACGAAUUUGUUCGAGCCUCCAAUCAUCGCUCAGUUCCUCCGGAUUGUUCCUGUGGUGUGCCGUAAAGCCUGUACUCUGAGAAUGGAGCUGGUCGGCUGUGAACUCAACGGUUGCUCCGAGCCGCUCGGCGUCAAGUCUCGGCUCAUCAGUGACCGGCAGAUGACAUCGUCCAGCGCUUUCCGCACCUGGGGCAUUGAGGCCUUCACCUGGCACCCGCAUUACGCCCGUCUGGACAAACAGGGCAAGACCAACGCCUGGACGGCAGCUACAAACAACCGCUCCGAGUGGCUGCAGGUGGAUCUGCUCAGACCAAAGCGCAUUACAGGAAUCAUCACACAAGGAGCCAAAGACUUCGGCAAUGUGCAGUUUGUAUCUGCCUAUAAAGUGGCUCACAGUGACGACGGCCAACACUGGACGAUACUCAAAGAAGACAAGACCAAAACAGAUAAGAUCUUCCCUGGCAACAGUGACAACAACGUGCACAAAAAGAAUGUGUUUGACCCGCCCUUCUACGCGCGAUUCGUCCGCGUGCUGCCGUGGGCGUGGCAUGAGCGCAUCACUCUGCGAAUGGAGCUGCUGGGCUGCGACGAGUAAACCCCGCCCACUUCUCUCUCAACCUCUCCUCUCUAUUUCUCCUUCUCCCUCUUUAUACUUCCCAUCAUUCCUUCUUUUCUCAAACACACCUGCACUGCCUCACUCUCAGCAACAGAGGUCACCAUCGCCACACGAGCCAAACCACCACCAACAACACACUAAGCUCAAACCCACAGCGUCACCCUUCCUAAAACAAUUCAAUACUUAUAUACAGUGUUCUCCGCUAAUAUUGGCAGCUUUGGUAAGUAAAACUAUAUUUUAAAAUAUAUGUUUAUAUAUAUUGGCAUUAGUGAAUAUGAGCAAGGAAUACUGGGGUGAAAAUGAGCGAGUUUGUCUUGAUAUUACCUCAUAUUUAUAUUUUAAAAGGUUAAAUAUCAAUGUGAAUAUACUUAUUCCUUGAGGUCACAAUAUUUGUGGCACAAAAAUGUGACCCUAGACAGCAAAGCCAGUCAUUAGAGUCUAAAAAGAGUUUUUUUUUUUAAAUACAUUAUUUGAAUCUGAAUAAAUUAGCUUUCCACUGAUGUUUGAUGUAUGAGGAUAUUACAAUAUAAGGUUGUGAUACAACUGGUAUAACAUCUACAAUCUGAGGGUUAAAAAAAUCAGAAAAUUGCUUUUAAGGUUGUCCAAAUUAAGUUCUUGACAGUGUAUACUAAUCAAGAAUUACAUUCUGAUAAAUUUACUGUACACUGUAAAACCCAAAAAGUUAAUGUAACUCAAAACAGUUGAGGAAACCAAUUGUAACAAACCAUUUAAGUUUAAAAACUAAUCCUAAUGACAACUGUGAACUCACUUGAUUUUAAUAAAUGGAUCAGUUUGACAGUAAAACCAGAUACAUGAAGAAAACUCAAACCAACUGAGUACUGUAAAACCCAAUAAGUUAAGGCAACUCAAACCAUUUGAGUUAAAAAAACUAAUCUAUAAGAGUACCGUGAACUUACUCCAUUUAAGUUGAAGUAAUGAAGUAUUUAAUUAAUUCAUUAUCUUCAACACUGAGUUCAAAACUCUUUUCAAAUGAGUAGAAUUAAUUUUCAGUAAAUUUUGAGUUAACUACACUCCUUUCAUUUGAUAAAGUGGAAAUAUGAUCUUUGCUUUAUAUUUUAACGUUUUUUGGCAUUAAAGAAAAAUGUAUAAUUUUGACCCAUAAAAUAUGAAAUUAAGCAAUAUAUUUUCAGGCACGUAGCCAGCCUGGUGAAAGCGGUGGUUCUUUUUUUUUAAGUAGAUUUUUAUUUUUAUUUUAUUUUUUACCUCAUUUUGAAUGUGAUUAUGAGGUUUAAAUACUCCAUUCUGUGACAUUUUAGGCACUAUUUUCAGCUGGAUUGGCUUGUUGGAUGAUCAUCAAAACCACGAUUUUUGAUGGAUCAAACGUCUUUCUAAAAAUAAAGAUUAAAACACAAAUUUAUUACAUCUUAUAUCAGUAGAAAAUAAAUUUCAGACAAUUGUCAUUUAUUAGGCAAAUCACAAACUGGCCAGCACAUUCAGCUUUCAUCAGUCAGAAUUUUAUAUUACAGAGCUUCACAAUAUUUUCCAAGUCUAAAAAGUACAUUUGAAAUUUCAUGGAUAACCACAAAAGCCUAAUUAGUAUUCAAAUUAAUUGCUAUGUGAUUGAUAAUUUUUUUCUAUCAAGAAUAAUGUCCAAGAUUUAGAAUGAAUUUUUUCUGUAUUUAACAACAACAACAAAGUAGUUGACUUCACUUAUGUCACAUUCUGCUUGGUCUUAAAGCCUUCGAUGGGUUAAUUCCACAUUUUAUGAUGGCAUAGCUGUCAAAAUAGGACAAAUGAGCUCAUGUAUGGGGCAAAUUCUGGACCUUUGUCAGUGGGGGGUGGGUGAUAAAAUGUAUCUUUUUUGUUAAUAUGUUGAACAAAAGAUUAAAUGAUAAAAAUACAUAUUUACCAAAGUUGCCAAUAUUAUUGGAGGACACAUUAUGCCAAAGUGACAAUUCACCCAAAAGUGAAAUUCUGUCAACAAUUAUGUUUUUCCAAACCUGUUUGAGUUUCUUUCUUCCAUUGAAAAAUAAGAUGAAGAAACUUGUAAACCAGUAACCAUUGACUUCCAUAGUAUUUUUCCCCAAAUAACAUUGUUCAUAAUAUCUUCUUUUGUGUUCAACAUAAGAAAGAGACAUACAUGGUUUGAAACCAUUUGAAGGUGAGUAAUUGUUAAUGUUUAAACUACCUUCUUAUUAUUUAUUCACCCCUAUAAGUAUUUCAGACCUAUUAAACAGCCAAUCAUAAAGAGGUGAUCUUGUAAAUAAAAGUAACAGUUUAUUACUUUUCAUAUCAAUCAGUGUGUUAGUUUGCUUGUAAAUGCAUUCAAGCUGUUUUAUAUCCCACCGUAUGAAGUAGUUGAAUUAGGUAGUCCGAAAAUAAUGUUGUGCUCUUUGCUGAUUUAUAUAUUAUGUAAGGAAAGCUGCCAUUUGAUCUGUUAAAAACAAUGUUUGCUUUAAAUCAAGUUUUUUUUUUUUUUUUUUUUUUUUUUACCGAGCUGCCAUAUUUUACAGAAAAUAAGUCACAGCAGGUCAAAAUUGAAUUUUUGAGAGGAAAAUCAUUGCACAAUUACAUUUUUUAUCAUUUAAGAAUUAAUGUAAAGUAGGGUAUUACUCACACAGACUAUUUGAAAUUUGAUAAUUUGGAUCUUCUAGAUUUAAUAGGUUUAUAAAUGUUUUAUUAAGAUUUAAUUUGUUUAAUUUUACAACCUUUCUAUAAAAGAAUUUGUCAUGUUUUUUUUUUUUUUUUUUUAAAUGACAUUUGGUCAAACUAAUAAAUGUUUUCAUUUGUUCAGAUUAAAACUAAAUCAGGGUUAUUUAAUCAAAUAUUGAUUUCUAAACUUCUGAAAAAAUGUAAACAUUCAUAUUGUUGAAAAUAUUUAUUUAAAAUCUAAUUAAAUGGUGUUUUGUAAACCUUUUUGUGAGGUUUUUGUUACCCCGAAGUGAUGAUAUAAAAACUGUGACUUAUAUUCCUGAAAGUACGGUAAAGCAUUUUUACAACCUCAACUACAUUAAAAAUGUGACACUCAAUUGUCUAUUAUUAUUAUUAUUAUUUGAUGAUUUUAUUUGAUUUUGGUGCCUCAGAUCUCAGGUGCAGUUGAAUCAAUUGCAGUGUGCUACUGAAUUUAGUAGAUUUUUUUAGCGUAAUUUUAUAACAUAUCAAUUCUGGUACAAACAAAAACCACCUUCAAAAGCCAAAGCGGUCUCAUAUUUCUUCUGUUAGCAAUUUUUUUUUUAUAAAGGGCCACACAUUUACAGUAUAAGCUUUGACGUCCCAGUCGUAUAAUGAGAUGUAUGAUGGGAGCAAAUCUAAUUUCAGGAUAAUUUCUACGGUGGCACUGAAUCUGGAAUAUGACCAUCCAAUUUCCAUAAUGUUUUCAAAAUGAUUGUAAUCCCCCCUUGGCCCCCGAAGCAUCCACUCGAAUAAAUUUACACUUUUGGGCUUGUGCAAUAUGAUAUGAGUAUUAAUAUGAAUUUAAUAUUAAUGGAGCUUAAGGAGAAAAUAUACGAGCAGUAUUCUCUGUAGAGAUUUGAAGUGGUUUUCAAGGUAACAAACACUGAAGAAUAUUCUAAUAAUCCAGCAUGAUUUAGGCUGCAUGUUUGCUUUUGAUCGAGUCAUUUUCAUUGCAGUAAAGGACUUUAUUUCUAUUCAGUGUGCUUUUUCUUUUUUUGUAUUAUUUUUAAAUGCCUCGCACUGUAGCACAAUUCUUGUGUUCAGAUUGUUUAGAUGCAUUUCCUUGGUAUCUCUUGAAAUAUUUUCCUCAUGUUUUCAACUGUAGAAAGAAAUAAAGAAUAUAUCAAUAUUUA